UUAGUUCUUCAACUGUCCCUUUCUACCUCUCUACUUUCUCCGCCGAAAACCCCAUUUUCCCUACUUCUCCAUCUCCAUCUCCUCCUCUGGUUUGGGUUUUGCAGAGCAAGGUUUAGUUUUGAUCCAGCAGAAAAAAUGGCUGCUCCAAAGCCUGAAGAGAUAAGUCACCCGGCAAUGGACCAGCUUCAGGGUUUGGAGUACUGUAUUGACUCCAAUCCUUCUUGGGGGGAGUCAAUUGCUUUGGGUUUCCAGCAUUACAUUUUGGCUUUAGGGACCGCCGUUAUGAUUCCUUCCUUCCUUGUCCCUUUGAUGGGCGGUGACCAUGGGGAUAAAGUCAGAGUGGUACAGACUCUACUGUUUGUUGAAGGGAUCAAUACCCUUAUUCAGACUCUGUUUGGGACGCGUCUUCCCACCGUGAUUGGGGGAUCCUACGCCUUUAUGGUCCCAAUCAUGUCGAUAAUUCACGACCCUGCUUUGACCAGAAUAGAGGAUGAUCAUUUGAGGUUUUUGAGCACCAUGAGAGCUGUACAAGGUGCUUUAAUAGUUUCAUCUAGCAUUCAGAUAAUUCUGGGAUACAGUCAAUUGUGGGCCAUUUGUUCCAGGUUCUUCAGCCCACUUGGGAUGGUUCCAGUCAUUUCUUUGGUGGGUUUUGGACUAUUCGACAGAGGCUUCCCUGUGGUUGGUCGUUGUGUGGAAAUUGGCGUUCCCAUGCUCAUCCUAUUCGUAACAUUCUCUCAGUACUUGAAGAACUUUCACUUCAGGCAAUUGCCAGUACUAGAGCGGUUCGCGUUGCUAAUAUCGGUGACUGUAAUAUGGGCAUAUGCACAUCUCUUGACAGCAAGUGGUGCAUACAAGCAUCGUCCAGACCUUACUCAGGUCAACUGCAGAACUGACAGGGCCUACCUCAUUUCUGCUGCUCCAUGUUUCCUACUGAUGUGUUGCAGGAUAAAGAUUCCAUAUCCAUUGCAAUGGGGAGCCCCAACUUUUGAUGCUGGCCAUUGCUUUGGGAUGAUGGCUGCUGUUAUAGUCUCACUCAUUGAGUCCACUGGGGGAUACAAAGCUGCCUCGAGGCUAGCUAGUGCCACGCCACCACCAGCUCAUGUGCUAAGCCGGGGAAUUGGGUGGCAAGGAAUUGGCAUACUACUUAGUGGCAUGUUCGGAACGAUGAGUGGCUGCACAGUAUCCGCAGAAAAUGUGGGGUUGCUUGGCAGCACUCGUGUUGGCAGUCGAAGAGUUAUUCAAAUCGCAGCUGGUUUCAUGAUCUUCUUUUCAAUUUUGGGGAAAUUCGGAGCACUAUUUGCAUCAAUACCAUUCCCAAUAUUUGCUGCUUUGUACUGUGUCCUGUUUGGUCUUGUUGCAUCUGUUGGUUUGUCGUUCUUGCAAUUCACAAACAUGAACUCAAUGAGGAACCUGUUCAUCGUCGGAGUUGCCUUGUUUCUUGGCCUGUCCAUUCCUGAGUACUUCAGGGAAUACACUUCCAAGGCCUUCCAUGGACCAUCUCACACGAAAGCCGGCUGGUUCAAUGAUUUCUUGAACACAAUCUUCUUCUCAUCCCCAACCGUGGCGUUGAUAGUAGGAGUGUUCCUCGACAACACACUUGACUACAAGGACAGUGCCAGAGAUAGAGGAAUGCCAUGGUGGGCUAAAUUCAGAUCAUUCCAAGGAGACAGCAGGAAUGAAGAAUUCUACACUCUACCCUUCAACCUCAAUCGUUUCUUCCCUCCGUCCUGAAAAGUUUAAUCAACAAGAAUCAGUUGCAGCGGAGUUUGGCUCAGGGUUCGGUUGCUUGCUUGCUUGCUGGUUUGUUAGAGGAAAAACAUCAUUUCCAGUUAAGAAUUGAUUGCUGAUGAGAGAGUAUAGCAAGAGUAGUAGUUAGAACUCUUAACACCCCAUCUAGGAUUUUGCUUUCCAGGAGACAAGAAUAAGCUAUUCUGCUUUUUCUUGUCCUUCUUUUUCCCUAUUUAAUUCAUUUUGAUUUGUAUAUCACUUGGG
Molecule: messenger RNA, 1992 nt
Organism: Linum tenue
Lineage: Eukaryota; Viridiplantae; Streptophyta; Magnoliopsida; Malpighiales; Linaceae
Source: the annotation of a GenBank genome assembly